AUGAAUACCACUGAUAGAGUAUACAUUUCACUGACGAUGAGUGAGCUUAUCAUUGGGUAUACUACUUUAUUGUAUAUUUCGGCAUCGUAUGUCAGUGUGUUGUAUGUCAGUUCUCGAGAUGCAGAGCAAUACAAGAGGAAACGAGAUGAUCCUCGAGUCAUCAAGUCCCGAAUGCAAAGAAUAAGUCUUUUAACUCUGUUUAAUAUUUUGGUAAUCCCUUUAUUGCAGACCAUAUUUGAUACAAGUGGCUCGAGUUAUAUUUCGCAUGUGUUGAACUUAGGGAUAAUCCCUUGUCGACAACUCGAUGGUCAAUGGGAUAUCAAAUUAUAUUUACAAAAUUGCUUUGAAAGUGUGAUUUUAAUAAGCCAAUUAUACAUUGGUCCAAUUACUGAUAUUAUAUUGUAUUAUAUUGCAACAAAAUGUGAUACUCUGUAUGCUGAUUUUUUUGAAUUAUUUAACAAUAUAUGGAGUAUCAGAAAUAUUAUAUUUGCACCUAUUACAGAAGAGCUUUUCUAUACGUCGAUGCUACUAACUACGUAUAUGGCGUUUUUCAAUUCUCAACAUAAUAGUUUCAAACGGCUAUUACUUGAACCUCCUUUAUUUUUUGGCAUUGCACACAUUCACCAUGGUUACGAAACCUAUGUAUCAGGCAAUAGCAAUAUACUCAGUAUAUUAAUUAGUACAAUUUUCCAAAUGGUGUAUACCAGUUUAUUUGGCAUAUUAACAAACUAUAUUUUUAUAAUUACACACGGUAAUUUGUUGUCAUGUAUUGCAUUGCAUAGUAUUUGCAAUAUAAUCGGUUUCCCGAAUGGAUCAGAAUUAGUUACAUAUUGCACGAUAAUUAAACCUGUACAUCCAUCCUCAAAUAGAUUCAGAUUGGUACAGUUAUGGAAAAAGAUAUAUAUUGGCUUACUGUUUGUCGGUAUACUAUUAUUUGUUAAAGGUCUAGGCAACUUUUCCUAA
This is a messenger RNA of Maudiozyma barnettii, 963 nucleotides long. RefSeq names its product CAAX prenyl protease (gene RCE1). The transcript has a single exon. Gene Ontology annotation, cellular component: endoplasmic reticulum membrane. Gene Ontology annotation, biological process: CAAX-box protein processing. The record is from RefSeq and is a predicted model, not a curated record. The coding region runs from base 1 to 963 and encodes 320 amino acids. Lineage: Eukaryota; Fungi; Ascomycota; Saccharomycetes; Saccharomycetales; Saccharomycetaceae. Gene Ontology annotation, molecular function: metalloendopeptidase activity.